Molecule: messenger RNA, 1859 nt
Organism: Desarmillaria tabescens
Lineage: Eukaryota; Fungi; Basidiomycota; Agaricomycetes; Agaricales; Physalacriaceae
Product: interferon-inducible GTPase-domain-containing protein
Exons: 4
Coding region: 235-1425 (396 amino acids)
Cellular component (GO): membrane
Molecular function (GO): GTP binding
Source: RefSeq, a predicted model, not a curated record
AUAUCGUCAUGGCACAGAAAACACUCAUACCGGAAGUCUGGUUCGAUCUUCGCAUAUAAAGUUCAUUAGGGGGACUAUGGUUCCCAUCGGCUCUUCACGCUAAUUUCGAACCUUCUACACGACGACGUUAACGCUGGUCUUACGUCUCACAUCGCUGUCCUUUUUAAUUGUCUUCACCAAGAGUCCUCUCGAUAUUGCGCCUCAUCAUAGUAACUCUCCUAUCUUGCCGCAAGGAUGGGCUCUGUUAUCUCCGCUUUUUCUACUGCAGCUGCAGCCGUGAUCCCCCUCAUUCUUAAUGCUAUAAGGAGCAGCAAAGUCCAGGAAAGCCCCACGUUGUUCUCGAUCUCGGAGCAUCAUAGAACAGUUGAGGCUGCAGAAAACGAGGCUCGCCGUCGUGUUGAGCAGUUGGAGAGAGAGAAGAAGGAGCAAGCCAAUAAAGCUGAAAAGGAGAAAAAGGCAGCAUUGGAGGCGAUUCGACGUUCCAACAAGCUGCGGGAGGAGGUGAAGGAAAAAGAAAAAGUGGUGAAAGAGACGAUGGAAAUUCAGAAGGCGAUGGAGGCGAAGUGGAAGAAGGGCGUUCACCCAGUCGAAUGGCCUUCUCGAGAGCAGUACGACAUGGUCAAGCGGCGUCUUUACCAGGAUGGGAAAUUCCACCUUGCUAUCGCUGGCAAAUCGGGAACGGGCAAGUCAUCACUUAUCAACGCCUUUCGAGGUAUAUGGGAUGACGACGAGGGAUCCGCCGCCACUGACGUCGUCGAAAGCACCACCAUCGUAACCCCAUACCCUGAUCCUAACCCUGCCAACCCUUUUAUAUGGUUCGACAUUCCAGGUUCGGGAACGGUCGACUGCCCUGAUUGGACGUAUUUUAACGACCAAGGUCUCUAUAUCUUCGACGCCAUCGUUGUUCUUCUGGGCGACCGUUUUACAGAUGGAGAUCUUGCGAUUCUGAAAAACUGCAAGCGAUACAGCAUUCCUACCUAUAUCGUUCGUUCGAAGUCUGACAGACACAUCGACGAACUUGUCAAGAGAAAGAAGAGACGUGCUGGUGCGCGGACUGAUCUAGAGAUUGGUGCCGAGGCACGUACAGAGUACCUUGACAAAACAAAGAAGACCGUCCAGAAUAAUUUGUCGAAGGCCGAUCCCCCCCUUCCGUCCCAGAGGGUUUACGCCGUGUCUCGGGAUGUACUCACUUCGGUGGUCAAAGAACAGCCCAUCAGCAAAGAUGCUGUCGUUCUUGAUGAGCACGAGCUACUGAAGGACAUGCUUCAGGAUGCGUAUUCUCGACGUUCUGAGAAGUCCUGGCGUGUCAUGCAGGAUCUCAUAAAGAGGGCUGGUGUAGAGGUUUUCCGCUAUCUCAGUCCGACUAUGGAGCCGAGGUCCCGACGUCUUGGUAGUCCGAAUAUGUCCAUUUUGAGUCUGUCCUGACUACAUAUCUUCAUCCAGCCAUAUAUUUCUUUUGUACUGACCUAUCGCGAUUUCGCGCUCCUUGUGUUGUGAAAUUGUCACUAUUAAUUCCAAAUUCCAAUUCAAUAUCUACAUACCUUCUCUGUUUGCAGACAAAUGCUUGUCCUCAACAGCGAUAGCUCGAAAGUGAACAGUCAUGCAACAGCCCCAAGGCUCGGCUAUGAGUGGCGCCGAUACCACCAUCAAUACCGCCACCUUAGGAUCACCUCGGUCCUCGUGCGACGUGGACCCUUCCACCUACUAGUCACCUCCACUACUUACUAGUCGCGUUCACCACUAACAACCACACUGCACGACGACCACAAAUGCCCUCUCCUUUGACUACUAUUAUCUCGCGCAGAUACUUAUCCCUAAUCCCCGUCGCGAUGUUGUGACUCCUGGUAAGUUUUUGGGUU